This is a messenger RNA of Cuscuta campestris, 3446 nucleotides long. Lineage: Eukaryota; Viridiplantae; Streptophyta; Magnoliopsida; Solanales; Convolvulaceae. The record is from the annotation of a GenBank genome assembly.
GCUUUUUUGAUUUAUUUAAGGAACAACGUGUGACUUCCGUAAAAAAGAAAGGGAAUUUAAACACAGUUUCCUUUCAGGUCGAACACGGAAUCCAAACAACCCUUCUAUAAACAACCCAAAUCUCUCAAAGAAUUUGUAUCAUCAUCUCCUUGGGUAUCCUUCAUCUUGUCCCCAUCAAAACCACAAAGGAACAGAAACUCACUUUCCAAUGGACAUUGUCGUGGUCAACCUCAAAUCUGCAGACCUGAGUCUGUCUGUCGGCAAAAAGAGAUGGCAUGUGGCAUUUGUGAAGAUCAAGUGUUCCAACAUUCUCUUCUAUUACUUCAAACAGAACCCAUUGAGGAAUUCAAAACCACUCUCCCACACACACCCUCCUCCUGUUACUUCGGGUCUUGAUCAGCCGCGUCUCGCCGCUCUGGCGAGGGAGAAGAGCCUUGAGAAUCUUGCUCGUGUUGGUGGCGUUUGCGGUGUCGCCUCUUACCUUAGAAGUGACUUGCACAACGGAAUCAAUGGGGACCCGCCGGAUGUUUCGCGUAGAAGUGAAGCCUAUGGUGCCAACACUUACCCCAAACCACCCGCAAAGAGUUUUCUUCGUUUUGCUUGGGACACGUUCAAAGACCCCACCAUCAUCAUAUUGCUGGCCUGCGCGGUGUUGUCCCUUGGGUUUGGGAUUAAAGAAGAUGGAUUGAAAGAGGGAUGGUAUGACGGGGGGAGCAUUUUCCUGGCUGUCUUUCUCGUAAUAUCCGUUACAGCCACGAGCGAUUUCAGGCAGAGCAAGCAGUUUGGGAAGCUGUCGAGAAUCAGCAACAACAUUCAGGUGGAGGUUGUCAGGGGAGGGAGACGCCGGCAUGUUUCUAUUUUUGAAAUUGUUGUCGGAGACCUUGUCUGCCUGAAGAUUGGAGACCAAGUCCCCGCUGACGGGCUGCUUGUCGAAGGGCAUUCCUUACAAGUGGACGAGUCUAGCAUGACCGGAGAGAGUGAUCACGUGGAGAUCAACAAGAAACAGAACCCGUUUCUGGUUUCGGGCACAAAGAUCGCGGACGGGUAUGGCCAGAUGCUGGUUACUUCGGUCGGACUGAACACGGGUUGGGGCGAGAUGAUGAGCAAAAUCAGCAGCAGUGGCUCUAGUGAGCAAACUCCCCUCCAAGUAAGGCUCAACAAACUUGCUUCUGCCAUAGGUAAGGUUGGCUUGGCAGUCGCUUCCCUAGUGCUGGUGGUUUUGCUGGUGAGGUAUUUUACCGGACACACCAAGGACGAUAAUGGGCAUAAAGAGUUUAUUGGGAGGAAGACGAAACGGGAUGAUGUCAUCAACUCUGUGGUGGGAAUCGUCGCUGCUGCUGUCACAAUAGUGGUGGUUGCCAUCCCGGAAGGGUUGCCAUUGGCAGUGACACUAACUCUUGCUUAUUCAAUGAAGAGAAUGAUGAGUGAUCAAGCCAUGGUGAGGAAGCUCUCUGCUUGUGAGACAAUGGGGUCUGCAACAAUCAUCUGCACGGACAAGACCGGCACGCUCACUGAGAACCGGAUGACCGUGACCAAGUUUUGGUUAGGGAAAGAGUCCAUGGAUGGAAAGAACAGUGAAAGUUCAAUUGCAGAUGGAGUUCUUGAUCUGUUGCAUCAAGGGGUUAGCCUCAACACAACAGGUAGUAUUUUCAAGGCUUCUAAUUCAUCCAGUUUUGAGUUCUCGGGUAGUCCUACAGAGAAAGCAAUUCUCUCGUGGGCUGUUUUGGAACUCAAGAUGGAUAUGGAGGAAAUUAAGAGAAGAUAUACCAUUCUUGAUGUCGAAACGUUCAAUUCUGAGAAAAAGAGGAGUGGGGUUUUGGCGAGGAAGAUGGGCGACGGGACAAAUCAUGCUCACUGGAAAGGAGCCGCGGAGAUGAUCCUGGGAAUGUGUACAGAUUUCUGCGACAGCGAAGGGAACAAGAAAGUUAUAAAUGAUCAAGAGAGAGAUGGGUUCAACCAAAUUAUCCAAGGCAUGGCAGCUAGUAGCCUGAGAUGCAUUGGACUAGCCCAUAAACAGGUUUUAGAAAGUUACCCCAAAGACGGAGAAAUGCUUGAGAAGAAGAAGAUACCCGAGAAUGGAUUGACCCUUUUGGGGCUGGUUGGCCUCAAAGACCCGUGCAGAGCUGGAGCGAAGAAAGCCGUGGAAGAUUGCCAAUUAGCUGGCGUAAAGGUCAAGAUGAUCACUGGAGACAACAUCUUUACUGCAAAGGCUAUAGCAACAGAGUGUGGAAUUUUGCAGUACUAUCAAGCAGCAGAUGAAGAAGAGGACGAAGACGAGGUAGUGAUAGAAGGCAUUCAAUUUCGCAACCUAACGGACGAACAAAGAAUGGAGAGAGUUGAAAAGAUCCGCGUGAUGGCAAGAUCGUCUCCCUUUGACAAGCUUCUAAUGGUGCAAUGCCUGAAAAAGAAAGGCCACAUUGUUGCAGUCACAGGUGAUGGCACCAAUGAUGCCCCAGCUUUAAAGGAGGCAGAUAUAGGUCUCUCAAUGGGAAUCCAAGGCACAGAGGUGGCUAAAGAGAGUUCAGAUAUCGUGAUCCUGGACGAUAACUUUGCUUCUGUUGCCACGGUUCUUAAAUGGGGAAGAUGUGUUUACAACAACAUCCAAAAGUUCAUCCAGUUUCAGCUCACGGUCAACGUGGCAGCCCUUGUGAUCAACUUUGUAGCCGCGGUUUCAGCUGGAGAGGUUCCCCUAACAGCCGUUCAGCUGCUAUGGGUCAAUCUGAUUAUGGACACCCUAGGUGCAUUAGCACUUGCAACAGAAAAACCAACAAGGGAACUCAUGAAGAAGGCGCCUGUGGGAAGAACAGAACCACUUGUUACCAACAUCAUGUGGAGGAACCUUCUAGCUCAAGCCAUAUACCAGAUCUCCAUCCUCCUGGUCUUACAAUUCAGAGGCGAGUCGAUCCUGAGGGUGGGCGAAAAGGUCAAUGACACAAUGAUCUUCAACACUUUCGUUCUCUGCCAAGUGUUCAACGAGUUCAAUGCACGCGAGCUGGAGAAGAGGAAUGUCUUCAGAGGGGUACACAAGAACAGACUGUUUGUGGGGAUUAUAGCCAUAACGGUCGUCCUUCAGGUGGUGAUGGUUGAGUUUCUGAAGAAGUUUGCUGAUACAGAAAGGUUGAAUUGGGGGCAGUGGGGAAUCUGCAUAGGACUUGCAGCUGCUUCUUGGCCUAUCGGCUUGCUCGUCAAGUGCAUCCCUGUUCCAGAGAGACCCAUAUUUAGUUAUCUCAAACCGAAGAGCUCGAAACCCGGGCAAUUAGAUUAACAUUCUUUUGGUUCUUGAUUCAGGUUAUCUCUUGCUAACAGAAGUCAUCUUCCCAUAUAUGUGACAGCUGUUGGAAUUGCAUUGUGAUUGUAAAGAUUUGUUUUCAAUAUUAUCAUUAAGAGUAAUCUAUUGUUCAAAUACUCAUAUAAUAGUUCAAUUAAAAUAAGAGCUCCUUCCAAUA